Messenger RNA from Aspergillus novofumigatus IBT 16806, 1747 nucleotides. RefSeq names its product putative methionine aminopeptidase, type II. Gene Ontology annotation, biological process: proteolysis. NCBI's taxonomy places the organism in Eukaryota, Fungi, Ascomycota, Eurotiomycetes, Eurotiales, Aspergillaceae. The transcript has 6 exons. Gene Ontology annotation, molecular function: metalloaminopeptidase activity. Bases 192 to 1580 code for a protein of 462 amino acids. The record is from RefSeq and is a predicted model, not a curated record.
GUUGUACUCGGCAUAAAUGUCUCGAUUCGUAUCCAAGAGCAGAAACAUACAAACCUUACCUUUUUAGGCAAGGGAUUGUUCAGCCAGGCAGCCACACUCAAUCCCCGCUUUCUGUUCUUUCUGACAACUGACAACAUUCUCAGAUUAGCUCGCCAUCAGUUCAUGUCAGCACUGCGAUUUGGAACCACAGCAUGGGAUCAAAGAGCCCUGAAGGACACUGGCAGGCUCCUCAUACCUCCAACUCCAAUGAGCUCAAGCCAGCCAAUCCCGACCCUCAGACCUCUCGAAAUGGCUCGGGAUCGGCCGAUUUGGAUCGUGGAGUCAUUGGUGAUAAUGAUGACGACGAUGAGGAUGCCGAAGAAAAUGGGGUGAACACCGAGACUCCCAAUGUUGAAAAGAAGAAGAAACGCAAGAAGUCCAACAAGAAGAAGAAGAAGACCAAAUCGGGAACCCUUUCGGCGACUGAGCUCAAGCAGACUAGCCCACCGCGUGUGCUGGUCUCGACUUUGUUCCCUUCGGAGUAUCCAGUAGGAGAACUCGUCCCGUACGACUGUACGUCGCGCACGACCGAUGAAGAGGCGCGCUACAACUCGCGUCUCUGGGACGAGGACUUCCUCCCCGAUUACCGCCAGGCUGCCGAAAUCCAUCGCCAGGUCCGCCAAUAUGCGCAGAAAGAGCUUAUCAAGCCGGGAGCAACUCUCCUAUCGAUUGCCGAGGGUAUCGAAGAUGGUGUUCGUGCGCUCUCCGGCCACCAGGGACUUGAACCUGGAGACUUCUUCAAAGCCGGCAUGGGCUUCCCCACUGGCCUAUGCUUGAAUCACAUUGCCGCUCAUUGGACUCCAAAUCCACGUGAGAAGGACGUCAUCCUGGACAAGAGUGAUGUCCUCAAGGUAGACUUUGGUGUGCAUGUGAAUGGUCGCAUUGUUGAUUCGGCAUUUACUGUCGCUUUUGACGACAAGUACGAUAAUCUUCUUACUGCAGUGAGGGAGGCAACCAAUACCGGUAUCAAGCAUGCUGGUGUUGAUGCAAGGAUGAGUGAUAUUGGCGCCGCGAUCCAGGAGGUGAUGGAGAGCUACGAAGUCGAAAUUGACGGAAAAGUCUUCCCGGUCAAGGCUAUCCGCAACAUCACUGGCCACGAUAUUCUCCGGUACCAUAUCCAUGGCGGAAAACAGAUCCCCUUUAUCAAGAACAAUAACCAGGACAAGAUGGAAGAGGGAGAAGUAUAUGCCAUCGAGACUUUUGGAAGUACUGGCAGAGGAUUCCUCGACGAUGAUGUCGGAGUUUACGGCUACGGGAGAAACGAGAACAUGUCUGGUGCCAAUCUGCAUCUUUCCUCGGCCAAGUCACUCCUCAAAACCAUCGACGCCAAUUUUGGCAGCAUCGUCUUUUCUCGCCGGUAUCUCGAGCGUCUUGGGGUGAAGAACUAUCUUCUUGGGAUGAAGAAUCUGGUGGACAACGGCAUCGUUGAAUGCUAUUCGCCGCUUGUUGACGUGAAGGGAUCCUACACGGCCCAGUUCGAGCAUACGAUUCUCCUCCACAGCGGUGGGAAAGAAGUCAUCAGUCGUGGUGAUGACUAUUAACCUGAAUACAUGAGCACAAUUGCCCAUUCAACGAUUUGGCUACCUAGUUGCCGUCCAGUCCUUACCUCGCUAUGUCUCUAGUUUCUCACCCUUGUCACUCGCUUAUCUGCAGUGUAUUCAAACUACACAGUCUCUCGCUAUCUAGGGUAACCUUUACACUGAAAUGC